Molecule: messenger RNA, 3340 nt
Organism: Hydra vulgaris (swiftwater hydra)
Lineage: Eukaryota; Metazoa; Cnidaria; Hydrozoa; Anthoathecata; Hydridae
Product: M-phase inducer phosphatase
Source: RefSeq, a predicted model, not a curated record
GUGUGUGAUAUUAUUCCUUAUAGAUGUGACAUUAUUCCUAUAUGAAAAAGGCAUGAGCAACCCACAUGUUUUUGAUGAACUUUCAAAUAGACUGAAUAAAAAUGUAAACUCUACUGCAUCCAAUGACUUACAACCUUGCAAUGAUGUCAAAAAUACUCUUCAUGAUUCAACAGGCUCUAAACAGCAUGUCAAUGAAUAUGUAGAUGGUAAAAAGCCUGAAAAAAAGAAAGGAGUUAUUAAAUCAUUAAAAAGUUUUUUUUCAAAAAAAAAAAAAAAAAAAAGUCAUUCUGAUCAAGCUUUGAAUUUUGAUUCAGAAAUUAAAAAAGAAGAUCACUUAAAUGUAAAAAGUAAGAUAGAUGGUGAUACACUUGUCUUAAAAAAUGAGUCACCAGAAAAGCAGAAUUCACUUGAAAAAACUCAACAGAAAAUAAGAAGCUCAUUACGAAAAUUAAAAAUUAGUAAACAAAAGCCAGAUAAUGAUAAUCAAAAGACAGAUGAUUCUUCAGGAAGGGUGGAAAAUUCAAGCUUAGAAUCUAAUUCAAGACAUCCUAAUAUUAUUGAACAAUCAACUCCUGCUGUAAAAAAACCUUCAAUAGCAUUAAAGCCAUCUAUUCGUUCAGCUGAGAACAUUUCUCCAAUUGAUAUCGAUGGGUUCUCCAUCACUUCGACUGUUGAAUCAUCGGCAGCUAAAGACAAGAUUAGAAUCGCCCCACAAAAUCGAAGAAAGCCAACUCGCUUUCAGUCUGACCUCAGCAAAAAACCAUCUGAUGAAAUCUUUAGUGAGCCUGAAAAUAAUUUAAGCAGUGAUGUUAAGUUAGAAGUUUCAAAAAAACUUUUUGAUAGCGUCUUAAACACAUCAAUAUGUAACGUUGAUGGAGAGGAGAGUUUUGAACACUCUUCCGUUGCGAUGGAAAAUGUAGUACGCUCGGAAUCUGUUGAAAUACCUAAAAAAGCAGGCGGUAUUUCAGUUGAAGAUAUUGUCAGAACUAGAAGAACUUUAUCGACGAACAGUAGAGAAAACGUUCCGUUGAUUUCGGUUAAACCUUGCAAUAGAUCAACGAACUCAAUGAAUAACAAAGAGCGUGUUUCGCAUAGCCGUUCUUUAGGAGCAUUAAAUAAAGUAACAGAAAGUAAAAGUUAUUCGAAUAAAGAUGGCAGCAGAGCCAAAAGUGAACGUACCCUAAACAUGGAAAAUGAAGCUAAAGAAAAGCAAUCUGUUUUUGAAGAACAGAAUGUUCUAAAGAAACCGACAAAUUCUUCAGCAAAUAAUGAUAGUGAAAGAAGUAGCUUUUUUCUUCGUGAAUUAGAAAAGGACAUUCGUAGUUUUAAUGUUGAAACCAAUAAUUCAAAAACUGUUCAGAAUAGUUUUAAAAACAAUGACUUGACUCAAGAAAAUAUACAUUUUACUUGCAGCAAUGGUAACGACGUUCCUAUUAAAGAGGAUUUACAUAAGAAGCGUGACAGCAGUAACUAUGUUCCUGUCCAUGAGGAUUACGUAAAGCGCAACCCCGCAAGCGUCGUAUCCAAAGACGAACUUGAAAAGCGUAAUAGUGCAGGCUAUAGCGUUCCUUCGAAAGAUGGUGUUGGAAAGCGUAUAAGCGGUAACUAUAGUGUUUCUUCCAAAGAAGAUCUCGGAAAGCGUAACAGUGGAAAUUAUGCCGUCUCUUCGAAAGAAGAUCUUGGAAAGCGUAACAGCGGGAACUAUAAACAGGGUUUUUUAACUAAACCUAGUUGCGUUGAUCCUGUUAAAUCUACUAAAAAAGAUAACGACUCAAAUAAAAAUUCUUUUUUAAAUGAAAGCAAAGAAAAAGACGAAUUUGAUUUGCAUAGUAUUGUUAAAGAAACAGUGACCAUUGGUCAAAAAGAUUCUCGAUUCAAAGAAGAUAUUUCUAUCAUUCAUUCAAGGAAUAGAUCCAAUGAAGCAGGUUUUCAACUCGCCAGCCCUCCCGAUAGCUUAGACUUUUCUUUAAAAAGUAAGCAAUCACAUCCUUCAUCCAAAGAUCCUAACCUAGAGCUUUCUAGCACUUCCAUAAAGCCAACUGAUGUUGUUAUGGAGCGAUCAAGCGUUUUAAAGAAAAAGCCUAGUAGUGAAAAUUUAACCGAGAAGCUUUCUGGAAAAUCGUCAUUUCCAUUAAAUGAGAUACAUUCCACCUCAAAAUUUGAUUGGACAUCAAACUCAAUAAAAUCCGAGCAAGACAAGAAACAGAAACCUUUAAAACCUAAUGAAUCUUAUAAGGAACCCAUUAUUCCCGAGUUUAAUCGCAUUUUAUUAAAACAAACUCCUAAUUCUAAAGAUUUGUUGCGUAAUUCUGAACUUUUUAAUGAAACUGAUAUGAAUAAUACUAAUAAUGAUAAUGAUAGCAAUUCGUCAAAAGAACCCCAGAUUAUAGAAAAAUCAACUUUGAAUUCCACGUUAAGUGAAAAGCAAAAAAGUACAGACUUAAUCGACACACCCGUAUCGAGUGCUGAUUUGAAUAUUGUGCGAUCUAAAUCUUUAUCCAGCGCUGAAGUUAGCCGACCUAAACUCAAAGAUAACAGCAGAGAUGCUAAAUCUACUUCUUGGUUUGCAGCUAACGAUGAUGAUAAAGUUGAACAUGAAAACUUCAAUAAAGGACACUCUGCAAUUAAAGAUCACAAUGUAAUUAGUAUGAUGCAUAGUUCUCCAUCUGAGCUUCAAAACAAAUCUUCAGGUUUUAAAAUAAAGAUCAGUACAAAAGCUAGUAUAAAUUCUUCGUCAUCAAACACCUCAACUAUACCUGCCAAGAGCGAUAAAUGUCUUGUAUGCGACAAACCUGCAUAUAAAUACGAACGUUGCGAUAUUGAUUUUUGUGUGAUUCACAACACGUGCGCAAAGUGCGACUUGUGUUCUCGCAAACUAAACGUUAGCAACAUCCAUCUGUUAAAUAAUAAAAUAUAUUGUUCACAGCACAAGCCUGUUUAGAGAAUAUUUUAAUACUCUAUUUAUAUUUUAUGACAUUAAAUUUUAGUAUUAAAUAAUUUUAUAAACAGAAGUUGAAAUUUUAUAAAAGAUACUCGUAAUUUUGUAGUCGAAGCGAUUUCAACGAUACGUUUUCGAAACUUUUUCAACGAUAAGCGUAGUUUUAUAUUGACUUCUAAAAUGUUAACUUUUUUGUAUUCAUAUUUAGAAUAAUUUAAAUAGUCAAGUAAACUUUUAAACUGAAAAACUGUUUAUAGAAGCUUUUGAUAUUUUAUCACUUAUUAUUGUAAAAACUUACUAUUGGUACAUAUGAGUAUGAACAUUAAUUUUUCAUAGUAAUAAAUAUAUAGUUUUAUAAAACCUUUUUUUAUACGUAGAACACUUAAGGAAAAUAUUUUCUUC